Penicillium atrosanguineum is the source of this 1419-nucleotide messenger RNA. RefSeq names its product tyrosyl-DNA phosphodiesterase 1. NCBI's taxonomy places the organism in Eukaryota, Fungi, Ascomycota, Eurotiomycetes, Eurotiales, Aspergillaceae. The transcript has 3 exons. Gene Ontology annotation, biological process: single strand break repair; double-strand break repair. Gene Ontology annotation, cellular component: nucleus. Gene Ontology annotation, molecular function: 3'-tyrosyl-DNA phosphodiesterase activity; single-stranded DNA binding; double-stranded DNA binding. The record is from RefSeq and is a predicted model, not a curated record. Bases 1 to 1419 code for a protein of 472 amino acids.
AUGAUCCGCGAGUGCUGGAACUUCAACUACUUGUUCGACGUGGAUUUCGUGAUGAAUCAGUUUGACGAGGACGUUCGGAGUUUGGUGCAAGUCAAAGUCGUGCAUGGGUCCUGGGAGAGGGAGGCUGCUAAUCGGAUCCGGGUGGAAGAAGCAUGCGCUCGAUAUUCCAAUGUCGAACCCAUCAUAGCUUAUAUGCCCGAGCGGUUUGGGACGCACCAUUCGAAGAUGAUGAUUCUUCUGCGGCAUGAUGAUCUGGCUCAAGUUGUUAUACAUACCGCAAACAUGAUCCGAGGAGACUGGACGAACAUGACACAGGCUGUGUGGCGGUCCCCGUUGCUUCCUCUUUGUCCAGCUGGAUCUCUGAAUUCUGCACAAGCCCAAUCUGCCAUCGGUAGUGGUUCACGGUUCAAGAGAGAUCUACUGUCAUACUUAAAGGCCUAUGGGCCCAAGAAAACCGGUUCACUGGUACAGCAACUUAUUCGUUAUGAUUUCGGCGCUAUUCGUGCAGCGCUUGUGGCGAGUGUACCAUCCAAGCAGGAUUUCGGUGUUCUCGACUCUGAGAUUGCUACUGUAUGGGGCUGGCCUGCUUUGAGAGAUCUCAUGAAUCGCAUACCUAUCAAGAAACGACCCAAAGAAGGGAAAGGUCCUGAGGGCUUGACGCCUCACAUCGUCGCUCAAAUCUCUUCAGUAGCCUCCCUCGGCCAGACAGACAAGUGGCUGAAGGAUGUCUUCUUCAAAUCACUCGCGCCAGUAUCAAAGCCACAACCCAAAUUCUCCAUCAUUUUCCCAACUCCAGACGAAAUCCGGCGCUCGUUGGAUGGCUACGGUUCUGGCGGAUCAAUCCAUAUGAAAAUACAGAGCGCGCCGCAGCAAAAACAACUUCAGUACAUGCGUCCACAUCUCUGUCACUGGGCAAGUGAUAACCCGUCGAGUACGAACUUUGUUGAUCUAUCUGAAGACAAACCUCCCAAGCGUGAAGCCGGUCGCGGUCGUGCCGCACCUCAUAUCAAGACCUAUGUCCGGUAUUCAGAUGCAAAAACCAUGGAUACCAUUGACUGGGCGAUGGUAACUUCUGCGAACCUGUCCACACAGGCUUGGGGAGCUGCGACAAAUGCGAAUGGAGAAGUGAGAAUUUCCAGCUGGGAAAUUGGUGUCGCUGUGUGGCCAGAGCUGUUCACGGAUGACUCUGCCUCUCCGAAUCCCAUAUCGGAAUCUUCCGCGUUGAUGGUGCCCUGCUUUAAGCGCGAUCGGCCCUGUUCGUCUUCGGACGACGCCCUGGAGAGGAAACCUUCUACAAUUGUUGGAUUUCGACUGCCAUACGAUCUCCCACUCACACCAUACAGCGCAUCAGACGAGCCAUGGUGUGCAACAAAGUCACACGAUCUUCCUGACUGGCAAGGUCUAUCCUGGGCCGCCUGA